This is a messenger RNA of Manis javanica (Malayan pangolin), 10528 nucleotides long. RefSeq names its product proline rich coiled-coil 2A (gene PRRC2A). Lineage: Eukaryota; Metazoa; Chordata; Mammalia; Pholidota; Manidae. Gene Ontology annotation, biological process: cell differentiation. The record is from RefSeq and is a predicted model, not a curated record.
AUGCAAAUUAAGGCUCGUAUCUUGCGCGGAGGGAGGCGGGAGUCGGGGGGGCGCUCCCGGGGGCGGCGGUUGCCCGGAUGGGCCGUUAGUCGUAGCUCAGCCGCGGAGCGAGCGAGGGAGACGGGAGGAGCCGAGCCCGGCGCCAUCCGCCGCCAUCCGCCCCCGCCCCACCGCCAUCCCACCCCGGGGAACCCUUAGGCCCCGGUCCCGGAUCCCCGCGAACCCGGCCAGGCUCCGGCACGUUUUGGGGGAGGUGCCUGCAGGACCCAACGUACUCAAUGAGCUUCCAGCGCAAUGUCCGAUCGCUCGGGGCCGACUGCCAAGGGGAAGGAUGGAAAGAAGUAUUCCUCGCUCAACCUGUUUGAUACAUAUAAGGGCAAGUCCUUAGAGAUCCAGAAACCUGCUGUUGCCCCUCGCCAUGGCCUGCAGAGUCUUGGGAAAGUUGCCAUUGCCCGGCGUAUGCCACCCCCAGCUAACCUUCCAAGCCUGAAAGCCGAGAACAAAGGCAAUGACCCCAACGUCUCACUAGUGCCGAAAGACGGAACAGGAUGGGCAAGCAAACAGGAGCAGUCCGACCCCAAGAGUUCCGAUGCCUCAACCGCUCAGCCGCCGGAAUCGCAGCCACUGCCGGCUUCACAGACGCCUGCCUCCAACCAACCGAAACGACCCCCAGCAGCCCCAGAGAACGCUCCUUCGGUUCCAAGCGGGGUAAAGUCCUGGGCACAAGCCAGCGUCACCCAUGGAGCACAUGGAGAUGGUGGAAGGGCAUCAAGCCUACUGUCACGAUUCUCUCGAGAGGAAUUUCCGACCCUGCAGGCGGCUGGCGACCAGGACAAGGCUGCCAAGGAAAGGGAGUCUGCCGAACAGUCGUCUGGGCCCGGACCAAGCCUCCGCCCCCAAAAUUCUACAACUUGGAGGGAUGGAGGUGGGCGUGGCCCCGAUGAGCUGGAAGGCCCAGACUCCAAACUUCAUCAUGGCCAUGAUCCCCGAGGGGGGCUUCAGCCUUCAGACCCACCCCAGUUCCCUCCCUACCGCGGAAUGAUGCCGCCCUUCAUGUACCCCCCAUAUCUCCCAUUUCCUCCGCCCUAUGGACCCCAGGGGCCUUACCGGUACCCAACUCCUGAUGGACCUAGCCGUUUCCCUCGUGCGGCAGGCCCCCGGAGCUCAGGGCCGCCAAUGCGCCUCGUAGAACCUGUGGGUCGUCCUUCCAUUCUUAAAGAGGAUAAUCUCAAAGAGUUUGACCAGUUAGACCAGGAAAAUGAUGAUGGCUGGGCCGGGGCUCAUGAGGAGGUCGACUACACUGAAAAGCUCAAGUUCAGUGAUGAGGAAGAUGGGCGAGAAUCCGAUGAGGAGGGAGCUGAGGGCCACAAGGAGUCCCAGUCAGCUGUUGGUGAGGAGCAGCCCCCUGAAGCAGAUGGCAAAAAGGACAACUCCCCCAGCAACGAACCACCCCCUCCUAAGACAGCCUGGGCAGAGACCUCUCAGCCUCCAGAGACAGAGCCUGGGCCUCCUGCCCCAAAGCCUCCCCAACCCCCACCGCACCGGGGCCCUGCCGGGAACUGGAGCACCCCUGGGGACUACCCAGACCGUGGGGGCCCUCCCUGCAAACCCCCAGCACCGGAAGAUGAGGAUGAGGCAUGGCGGCAGCGGAGGAAGCAGUCAUCAUCUGAGAUUUCACUGGCUGUGGAGCGGGCCCGACGGAGGCGAGAAGAAGAGGAGCGCCGCAUGCAGGAGGAACGCCGGGCAGCCUGUGCUGAGAAGCUCAAGCGACUUGAUGAGAAGUUUGGGGCACCCGACAAGCGGCUCAAAGCAGAGCCUGCUGCCCCUCCUGUCCCAGCUCCACCACUUGCAGUCCCCAAAGAACUCCCCACACCUCCAGCUCCUCCACCAGUACCGGCCCCAACACCAGAAAAAGAGCCGAAAGAGCCAGCACAGGCAGCUCCUGCCCAGUCUGUCCCUGCUGCAGGUGUGGCUCCGGCCCCUGCCCUGGUGAGUGGUGGCGGCAGUGCCAGUAGCGCCAGCAGUGGCAGCUUCGACGCCAGCCCAGUGGAACCCCAGCUGCCCUCAAAAGAGUGUCCUGAACCACUCGAAGAGGUUACUUCUCCUGCCAUACCACCAGCCCCAAAGGUGGAACCCAAGGGUGAUGGGGUUGGUCCCACCCGGCAGCCCCCAAGCCAGGGCUUGGGGUACCCUAAAUACCAGAAGUCAUUGCCACCUCGUUUCCAGCGGCAGCAGCAGGAGCAGCUUUUGAAGCAACAGCAGCAGCAGUGGCAGCAGCAGCAGGGCCCUGCCCCGCCAGCCCCAGUGCCCCCGUCGCCGCCGCAGCCUGUGGCCCUGGGGGCUGUGCCAGCACCACAGGCUCCCCCACCGCCCCCCAAGACCCUGUACCCAGGUGCUCUGGGCCGGCCGCCACCCAUGCCCCCGAUGAACUUUGACCCCCGCUGGAUGAUGAUUCCUCCUUAUGUGGAUCCCCGGCUCCUCCAGGGCCGGCCCCCUCUGGACUUCUAUCCUCCUGGUGUGCACCCCUCUGGUCUGGUUCCCCGGGAGCGCUCAGACAGUGGGGGCUCAAGCUCAGAGCCAUUUGAGCGCCAUGCACCUCCCCUCUUACGGGAUCGGGGCACCCCCCCAGUGGAUCCAAAGUUAGCCUGGGUGGGAGAUGUCUUCACCACCACACCCACUGAUCCCCGCCCGCUCACCUCACCACUGCGCCAGGCUGCUGAGGAGGAUGACAAGGGGAUGAGGAGUGAGACCCCUCCAGUACCUCCCCCACCACCCUAUCUGGCCAGUUAUCCAGGCUUUCCUGAGAAUGGAGCCCCUGGGCCCCCAGUCCCUCGUUUCCCUCUGGAGGAGUCAGCCUCCCCAGGGCCCCGUCCACUCCCCUGGCCCCCAGGCAGUGAUGAGGCAGCCAAGAUACAAGCUCCGCCACCCAAGAAGGAAACCCCCAAGGAGGAGGUUCCACAGCUCAUAGGGCCAGAAGCCAGCCGAAAGCCCACCCGCGGAGUUGGAGGCCAAGGCCCUCCCCCACCUCGCAGAGAAAGCCGCACAGAGACUCGCUGGGGCCCUCGCCCAGGCAGCAGUCGUCGUGGAAUUCCUCCAGAGGACCCAGGGGCUCCUCCCCGCCGGGCUGGGCCUAUAAAGAAACCCCCACCACCAACGAAAGUUGAAGAGCUGCCUCCCAAGCCCCUUGAACAGGGCGAUGAAACCCCCAAGGCCCCAAAGCCAGACCCACUCAGGAUGGCAAAGGGGAAGAUAGGGGGCCCCAAGGACACCCCACCCAGUGGGAAUCUUUCCCCUGCCCCAAGGCUGCGGAGGGACUACUCCUAUGAAAGAGUGGGUCCUACCUCUUGCCGGGGUCGGGGUCGAGGAGAGUAUUUUGCCAGAGGGAGGGGUUUUCGGGGAACCUAUGGGGGUCGGGGUCGGGGAGUCAGAAGCCGAGAAUUCCGCAGUUACCGAGAGUUCCGUGGGGAUGAUGGGCGUGGAGGUGGGGCAGGGAUCCCAAACCAUCCUGCUCCUCGAGGCCGUACUGCCAGUGAAACACGAAGCGAGGGUUCAGAAUAUGAAGAAAUCCCCAAGCGGCGUCGACAGCGUGGCUCAGAAACGGGCAGUGAGACCCAUGAGAGCGAUCUGACCCCCUCAGACAAAGAGGCCCCCCCACCCAAGGAAGGUGUGCUCAACCAGGUCCCUCUUGCCCCUCCACCCUCAGGAGACCCCCCUUCACCAGCCCCAGCCCGCUUUUCCACCACCAGAGGUGGACGAGUCUUCACUCCCAGAGGGGUGCCAUCCCGUAGGGGCCGAGGGGGAGGGCGGCCCCCUCCACCCAUUUGCCCAGGCUGGAGCCCUCCAAACAACCCCUUGGUUCCCAAAAAGCCCCCAAUAGGUCCUUUGCCACCAAGUAAGGAGCCUUUGAAAGAGAAGUUAAUCCCAGGGCCUCUGUCCCCCAUGGCCCGAGGAGGCAGUAAUGUGGGCAUGGGUGUGGAAGAUGGGGAGAGGCCCCGAAGGAGGAGGCAUGGGAGGGCUCAGCAGCAGGACAAACCGCCUCGUUUCCGGAGGCUGAAGCAGGAACGGGAGAAUGCUGCCAGAGGGGCCGAAGGCAAACCCUCUUCCCUAGCCCUUCUAGCCUCUACUGGACCAGAGGAGGCCCUCCCAACAGUGCCCCUACCACCUCGCCGGGCAGCUGCCAAGUCUCCUGAUCUGUCGAACCAAAAUUCAGACCAAGCCAAUGAGGAAUGGGAGACUGCAUCAGAGAGCAGUGACUUCACCAGUGAGCGCCGGGGGGACAAGGAGGCUCCCCCACCAGCACUGCUGACACCCAAAGCUGUGGGAAUUCCUGGGGGCAGUGGAGGUGGAACUGGACCAGGCAUUUCAGCCAUGUCCCGUGGAGAGCUGAGCCAGAGAGCCAAGGAUUUGAGUAAGCGGAGUUUCUCCAGUCAGCGGCCAGGCAUGGACAGGCAGAACCGGCGCCCAGGCCCCGGCAGCAAGACUGGCAGUGGUGGCGGCAGCAGUGGAGGUGGUGGGGGCCCUGGCGGGAGGACUGGCCCAGGGCGAGGGGACAAAAGGAGCUGGCCCUCUCCCAAGAAUCGAAGCCGUCCUCCAGAGGAGCGUGCCCCUGGGCUUCCUCUGCCUCCCCCGCCCCCCAGCAGUUCUGCUGUCUUCCGCCUGGACCAAGUUAUCCACAGCAACCCUGCUGGCAUCCAACAGGCUCUGGCCCAGCUCAGCAGCCGCCAAGGGAGUGCAGCUGCACCAGGGGGACACCCAAGGCUCAAGCCUGGGCCUCCCCAAGCCCCUCAAGGCCCUUCCCCUCGGACCCCAACCCGAUACAACCCUCAGAGAACCAACAACAUGAAUUCGGACCACCACUCUGAGGAGCCAGGGCUGAUGGUGAGGGGGGUGGGCAGGACACCCCUGGACUCUGCUGGGGUUAAUCCCUUCCCCCCCAAACGGCGGGAGCAGCCUCCCAGAAAACCGGAGCUGCUGCAGGAGGAAUCUUUGCCAUCUUCUCACAGCUCUGGAUUCUUGGGCCCCAAGCCUGAGGACCCAGACCCUCAGGGAGAAUCCAGAGAUGCAGGAACAGAGGUCCUAACCCCUCAUAUCUGGAAUCGUUUACAUACUACCACUAACCGAAAGAGUUACCAGCCUGGCUCCAUGGAGCCCUGGAUGGAGCCCUUGAGUCCUUUUGAAGAUGUGGCUGGUACAGAGAUGAGUCAGUCUGACAGUGGGGUGGACCUGAGUGGAGAUUCUCAGGUGUCAUCAGGUCCCUGCAGCCAGCGAAGUUCCCCUGAUGGAGGACUCAAGGGGGCAGCAGAGGGGACCCCCAAACGGCCUGGAGGCCCCUCACUUCUGAAUGCUGUUCCUGGUGAGGGUCCAUCUGGCUCUGAACCUCCUAGGAGACGGCCACCUGCCUCCCACAAUGGGGACAGAAAGGAGCUGUCCCGGGAGCAGCCUCUGCCCCCUGACCCCAUUGGCACAGAACGAUUGCAGCGUACAGACCGAGGCUCAGAACCUGGCUCCCUCCGACCGUCUCAUCGAGCUGGCCCCCCAGUCCAGUUUGGCACCAGUGACAAGGACUCAGACUUGUGCCUAGUGGUAGGAGACAGUUUAAAAGCAGAGAAGGAGCUCACAGCAUCAGUCACUGAGGCCAUUCCCAUAUCACGAGACUGGGAGCUGCUCCCCAGUGCUUCUGCCUCAGUUGAAGCACAGUCCAAAAACCUGGUUUCUGAGCCCUGUGGCCCAGAGCCCAGCUCCUCAGGCCACCGCCUGUACUCUGAGGUCUUCUAUGGCAGCCCUGGGCCCCCAAGCUCUCAAGUCUCAGGGAGAGCCAUAGACUCUCAGUUACAUCCCAACAGUGGAGGCUUCCGCCCUGGGACACCCUCACUGCACCCUUACAGAUCACAGCCCUUGUACCUCCCCCCAGGCCCAGCGCCCCCUUCGGCACUGCUCUCUGGAGUAGCUGUCAAGGGCCAGUUUCUGGAUUUCUCAGCACUGCAAGCAGCAGAACUGGGGAAGUUGCCAGCUGGUGGAGUUCUCUACCCUCCCCCUUCUUUCCUCUACUCUCCAGCUUUCUGCCCCAGCCCUUUGCCUGACCCACCCUUGCUUCAGGUGCGCCAGGAUCUGCCAUCCCCCUCCGAUUUUUAUUCUACUCUACAACCUGGUGGCCAAAAUGGCUUCCUCCCUUCAGGGGCUGCUGCCCAGCAGAUGCUUCUGCCCAUGGUGGACUCACAGCUGUCUGUGGUGAACUUUGGUUCCCUGCCACCAGCACCACCUUCUGCCCCACCCCCCCUUUCUCUGUUGCCUCUGGGCCCUACUCUACAGCCCCCGAGCCUGGCUGUGCGGCCUCCACCUGCUCCUGCUGCUCGGGUGCUGCCUUCACCUGCCAGGCCCUUCCCCCCGAGCUUGGGGCGAGCAGAGCUGCACCCAAUGGAACUAAAGCCGUUCCAGGAUUAUCGAAAACUGAGCAGCAGCCUUGGGGGACCUGGGUCAUCACGUACUCCCCCAGUUGGAAGGUCUUUCUCUGGCCUCAAUACCCGUCUCAAGGCCCCACCUUCCACCUAUGGUGGAGUCUUCCGCACCCAGCGCAUAGACCUCUACCAGCAGGCUUCCCCACCAGAUGCCCUGCGCUGGAUGCCAAAGCCUUGGGAAUGGACACCACCCAAGAAGGAAACCCCCAAGGAGGAGGUUCCACAGCUCAUAGGGCCAGAAGCCAGCCGAAAGCCCACCCGCGGAGUUGGAGGCCAAGGCCCUCCCCCACCUCGCAGAGAAAGCCGCACAGAGACUCGCUGGGGCCCUCGCCCAGGCAGCAGUCGUCGUGGAAUUCCUCCAGAGGACCCAGGGGCUCCUCCCCGCCGGGCUGGGCCUAUAAAGAAACCCCCACCACCAACGAAAGUUGAAGAGCUGCCUCCCAAGCCCCUUGAACAGGGCGAUGAAACCCCCAAGGCCCCAAAGCCAGACCCACUCAGGAUGGCAAAGGGGAAGAUAGGGGGCCCCAAGGACACCCCACCCAGUGGGAAUCUUUCCCCUGCCCCAAGGCUGCGGAGGGACUACUCCUAUGAAAGAGUGGGUCCUACCUCUUGCCGGGGUCGGGGUCGAGGAGAGUAUUUUGCCAGAGGGAGGGGUUUUCGGGGAACCUAUGGGGGUCGGGGUCGGGGAGUCAGAAGCCGAGAAUUCCGCAGUUACCGAGAGUUCCGUGGGGAUGAUGGGCGUGGAGGUGGGGCAGGGAUCCCAAACCAUCCUGCUCCUCGAGGCCGUACUGCCAGUGAAACACGAAGCGAGGGUUCAGAAUAUGAAGAAAUCCCCAAGCGGCGUCGACAGCGUGGCUCAGAAACGGGCAGUGAGACCCAUGAGAGCGAUCUGACCCCCUCAGACAAAGAGGCCCCCCCACCCAAGGAAGGUGUGCUCAACCAGGUCCCUCUUGCCCCUCCACCCUCAGGAGACCCCCCUUCACCAGCCCCAGCCCGCUUUUCCACCACCAGAGGUGGACGAGUCUUCACUCCCAGAGGGGUGCCAUCCCGUAGGGGCCGAGGGGGAGGGCGGCCCCCUCCACCCAUUUGCCCAGGCUGGAGCCCUCCAAACAACCCCUUGGUUCCCAAAAAGCCCCCAAUAGGUCCUUUGCCACCAAGUAAGGAGCCUUUGAAAGAGAAGUUAAUCCCAGGGCCUCUGUCCCCCAUGGCCCGAGGAGGCAGUAAUGUGGGCAUGGGUGUGGAAGAUGGGGAGAGGCCCCGAAGGAGGAGGCAUGGGAGGGCUCAGCAGCAGGACAAACCGCCUCGUUUCCGGAGGCUGAAGCAGGAACGGGAGAAUGCUGCCAGAGGGGCCGAAGGCAAACCCUCUUCCCUAGCCCUUCUAGCCUCUACUGGACCAGAGGAGGCCCUCCCAACAGUGCCCCUACCACCUCGCCGGGCAGCUGCCAAGUCUCCUGAUCUGUCGAACCAAAAUUCAGACCAAGCCAAUGAGGAAUGGGAGACUGCAUCAGAGAGCAGUGACUUCACCAGUGAGCGCCGGGGGGACAAGGAGGCUCCCCCACCAGCACUGCUGACACCCAAAGCUGUGGGAAUUCCUGGGGGCAGUGGAGGUGGAACUGGACCAGGCAUUUCAGCCAUGUCCCGUGGAGAGCUGAGCCAGAGAGCCAAGGAUUUGAGUAAGCGGAGUUUCUCCAGUCAGCGGCCAGGCAUGGACAGGCAGAACCGGCGCCCAGGCCCCGGCAGCAAGACUGGCAGUGGUGGCGGCAGCAGUGGAGGUGGUGGGGGCCCUGGCGGGAGGACUGGCCCAGGGCGAGGGGACAAAAGGAGCUGGCCCUCUCCCAAGAAUCGAAGCCGUCCUCCAGAGGAGCGUGCCCCUGGGCUUCCUCUGCCUCCCCCGCCCCCCAGCAGUUCUGCUGUCUUCCGCCUGGACCAAGUUAUCCACAGCAACCCUGCUGGCAUCCAACAGGCUCUGGCCCAGCUCAGCAGCCGCCAAGGGAGUGCAGCUGCACCAGGGGGACACCCAAGGCUCAAGCCUGGGCCUCCCCAAGCCCCUCAAGGCCCUUCCCCUCGGACCCCAACCCGAUACAACCCUCAGAGAACCAACAACAUGAAUUCGGACCACCACUCUGAGGAGCCAGGGCUGAUGGUGAGGGGGGUGGGCAGGACACCCCUGGACUCUGCUGGGGUUAAUCCCUUCCCCCCCAAACGGCGGGAGCAGCCUCCCAGAAAACCGGAGCUGCUGCAGGAGGAAUCUUUGCCAUCUUCUCACAGCUCUGGAUUCUUGGGCCCCAAGCCUGAGGACCCAGACCCUCAGGGAGAAUCCAGAGAUGCAGGAACAGAGGUCCUAACCCCUCAUAUCUGGAAUCGUUUACAUACUACCACUAACCGAAAGAGUUACCAGCCUGGCUCCAUGGAGCCCUGGAUGGAGCCCUUGAGUCCUUUUGAAGAUGUGGCUGGUACAGAGAUGAGUCAGUCUGACAGUGGGGUGGACCUGAGUGGAGAUUCUCAGGUGUCAUCAGGUCCCUGCAGCCAGCGAAGUUCCCCUGAUGGAGGACUCAAGGGGGCAGCAGAGGGGACCCCCAAACGGCCUGGAGGCCCCUCACUUCUGAAUGCUGUUCCUGGUGAGGGUCCAUCUGGCUCUGAACCUCCUAGGAGACGGCCACCUGCCUCCCACAAUGGGGACAGAAAGGAGCUGUCCCGGGAGCAGCCUCUGCCCCCUGACCCCAUUGGCACAGAACGAUUGCAGCGUACAGACCGAGGCUCAGAACCUGGCUCCCUCCGACCGUCUCAUCGAGCUGGCCCCCCAGUCCAGUUUGGCACCAGUGACAAGGACUCAGACUUGUGCCUAGUGGUAGGAGACAGUUUAAAAGCAGAGAAGGAGCUCACAGCAUCAGUCACUGAGGCCAUUCCCAUAUCACGAGACUGGGAGCUGCUCCCCAGUGCUUCUGCCUCAGUUGAAGCACAGUCCAAAAACCUGGUUUCUGAGCCCUGUGGCCCAGAGCCCAGCUCCUCAGGCCACCGCCUGUACUCUGAGGUCUUCUAUGGCAGCCCUGGGCCCCCAAGCUCUCAAGUCUCAGGGAGAGCCAUAGACUCUCAGUUACAUCCCAACAGUGGAGGCUUCCGCCCUGGGACACCCUCACUGCACCCUUACAGAUCACAGCCCUUGUACCUCCCCCCAGGCCCAGCGCCCCCUUCGGCACUGCUCUCUGGAGUAGCUGUCAAGGGCCAGUUUCUGGAUUUCUCAGCACUGCAAGCAGCAGAACUGGGGAAGUUGCCAGCUGGUGGAGUUCUCUACCCUCCCCCUUCUUUCCUCUACUCUCCAGCUUUCUGCCCCAGCCCUUUGCCUGACCCACCCUUGCUUCAGGUGCGCCAGGAUCUGCCAUCCCCCUCCGAUUUUUAUUCUACUCUACAACCUGGUGGCCAAAAUGGCUUCCUCCCUUCAGGGGCUGCUGCCCAGCAGAUGCUUCUGCCCAUGGUGGACUCACAGCUGUCUGUGGUGAACUUUGGUUCCCUGCCACCAGCACCACCUUCUGCCCCACCCCCCCUUUCUCUGUUGCCUCUGGGCCCUACUCUACAGCCCCCGAGCCUGGCUGUGCGGCCUCCACCUGCUCCUGCUGCUCGGGUGCUGCCUUCACCUGCCAGGCCCUUCCCCCCGAGCUUGGGGCGAGCAGAGCUGCACCCAAUGGAACUAAAGCCGUUCCAGGAUUAUCGAAAACUGAGCAGCAGCCUUGGGGGACCUGGGUCAUCACGUACUCCCCCAGUUGGAAGGUCUUUCUCUGGCCUCAAUACCCGUCUCAAGGCCCCACCUUCCACCUAUGGUGGAGUCUUCCGCACCCAGCGCAUAGACCUCUACCAGCAGGCUUCCCCACCAGAUGCCCUGCGCUGGAUGCCAAAGCCUUGGGAAUGGACUGGGCCGCAUCGAGAAGGGCCAUCCCAACAUGCAGAGGAGCCUGGGUCGCGAGGGGACAAGGAGCCUGGGUUGCCUCCACCCCGCUGAGGGAGUAGUUCCCUUGUUCCCCACCCCCAGGGCUUGUAUAUAGAUUAUAAAUAUAUAAGGGGGGAGGGGGCGGGGGGAG